Cylas formicarius (sweet potato weevil) is the source of this 2305-nucleotide messenger RNA. Its product is annotated as proton-coupled amino acid transporter 2-like. Gene Ontology annotation, cellular component: vacuolar membrane. The record is from RefSeq and is a predicted model, not a curated record. Bases 131 to 1606 code for a protein of 491 amino acids. Gene Ontology annotation, molecular function: amino acid transmembrane transporter activity. The transcript is spliced from 9 exons. Gene Ontology annotation, biological process: amino acid transmembrane transport. Lineage: Eukaryota; Metazoa; Arthropoda; Insecta; Coleoptera; Brentidae.
CGUCAGUCAAGUGCGACAGUCGCUUCGAAACCCAACUACCGGUACUAUUCACUGAUUCAGUGGACGACAUACGAUCGCGCCUAUUUUUUGAAAUUUGGUUUUUGGUGAUUUCAAACAAAUUAAUAACGCAAUGGACUUGCAACCUAACGAGAAGCAGUAUAACGUAGGUAAUGGUGAGCAGCCGCACCAACCUUGGUACGGAUCGAAGUCUAGUUGUGUUUCAGAAAAAAGCAAUGGUGACAGUUUCAUGACUUUCCAGUCGAAGGACCCCAUAAUCUCCAUACCGCUCGAAGAAAAAGUUCCUAAGGAUAAAGUUCCUGGCAGUGGCGGCGCGCACGGGCACGGAAUGCCCGUCGAACACCCGACGUCAUUCGUCGAAUCGCUUAUGCACUUACUUAAAGGAAACGUAGGAUCGGGAAUUUUCGCAAUGGGUGACGCUAUAAGAAAUGCCGGUAUAAUCGUCGGUCCAGUGGUCAUCCUAAUUCUUGGGGUCAUGUGUACCCACUGUCAACAUUUGCUGUUAUCAGCCGCCAAGAACUUAACUGAGGAGAAACAACUAAAGGUCAGCCCGGACUUUGCGGAAACAGUUGAGCUGUGUUUCGCUAACGGACCGUCCAAAACCCAAUGGCUGGCGAAGACUAUGAAGAGGAUAGUAAACGUAUUCCUCUGUGUCACGCAGCUCGGAUUCUGCUGCGUUUAUUUCGUAUUUAUUUCGGAAAAUAUCAAGCAGAUCCUGGACUACUAUGGCUACGUCCUGGAUGUUCACUUCCAUAUGGCAAUUAUUUUGCUGCCGAUAUUGUUGACCGCUCUAAUACGAAACCUGAAGUAUCUGGCGCCAUUUUCGACGUUAGCAAACGGUCUAAUGGUAGUCGGAAUGCUAAUCGUACUCUAUUAUGCGAGCCAAGAUAUUCCUCCCGUUUCGCAAAGGGACUACAUUGCCGAUUGGAAGCAACUGCCUCUGUUUUUCGGCACUGCAAUUUACGCCUUCGAAGGAAUCGGAUUGGUAUUGCCAUUACAAAACGAAAUGAAAGAACCCGCCAAGUUUAGCAAACCGUUCGGGGUACUUAACGUUGGCAUGGUAGCCGUCACCACAAUGUACAUAGUGGUCGGAUGCUUGAGUUUCCUCAAAUAUGGAGACGAUAUUCAAGGAAGUGUGACUCUUAAUCUCCCUGCAGGAGAAAUCCUUGCCCAAUGUGUCAAAGUUGUCAUACCAUGCGCGAUACUGCUGACGUACGCUUUGCAGUUUUAUAUAGCCGUCGAGAUUAUUUGGCCGAAUGUCGCGGCCUUUUUGGGACCUGUGAAAUACCCAGUUUUUGCUGAACUAGCUUUCAGAUCAUUACUUGUAUUGGUUACUUUUAUUCUGGCGGAAGCUAUUCCAUUCCUGGGUCUUUUUAUAUCGCUGGUGGGGGCGGUCAGCAGUUCGGCACUGGCGCUAAUAUUCCCGGCCAUCAUAGACAUCGUUUGCGCAAGCGGUUUCAAUCGGCUAACCAAAUUCGUAUUGAUCAAAGAUUCGAUCAUUAUUUUCAUAGGAGCUCUCGGAACGCUCACGGGAGGUUACGAAAGUAUUUCCGCAAUAGUAAAGGCUUUUGGAUCAGGCGAGAGUUAGGAGAUCUGCGCUGCUAACCCUGGAAGUUGACAAUAAAUGGAACUUGCGUUGGUAGGCGAGCCACAACUACGACGAGAAAAAACGACACUUUGAAACGAGUGAGAGUGUAAUUUAUUACAUGUACAUUGCAUAUGGUAUAAAGUAUUACCAUAGGUAAUGGGGUAAUAUGGCCAGCGUUGAAAUGUAUUACUUACCGUAAAAGUAUUAUUAGUAGUUCUUGAUGAGCGAAUAACAUAAAUAAAGAUACAUUCUGAUUCAACGUUUCUGAAAACGCAAAACCAAUAAAUUUAUUUUUAAAAAUUGUCUAUUAUGGACCGAAAACUUUUCGUACGACCAGCUGCAUAUUGACGGAGGCACUUUCAGGCGUAUUCAGUGAUACCAAUGUCUUUCCUGAACAUUUGAGGUGCAGCAUUAAUAUUCAGUAUUAAGAAAAUGCAAACUGCAUCGGUCUUAAGGUAUGUUGAUGUUGUUGAAUUGUAUGCGAGUUGACUAUUUUUUAAUAGAAUACUCAGCAGAAGAAACAGAGUGUGGACCAUAUGUUCUUCCGGGCCAUAUUACCCUUAGGUACCUCAUUAUACUAUUAGUUUUACUUAUUUUUUGUAGAUUUCGUUAGACUUUAAAACAAUUUGUGAUACUUUUUACAUACAUUUUUUUAAAGGAGUUUAUGUCUUUUACAAUAAAAUGACUUCUUUGAGAGAA